GUCCAGCGCCGAAGAGUCUCAACGUAUGCCAGGUCUGCGCAUGUUCCGGAACGACCCGAGCCCGACCAAUCCCCUCACUCAGGAGUGCGGCGCGCGCGAAUGGAGCAGAAAGGAAGUUCGCUUCCUGCGCGGGGUCUAAAAGCCUCGUUAGCACAGUUAGCUUCAUUAGCACGUUCCCUGCGCUGUUAGCGUCUUUCCUUAGUCGGCUGUCUCGCUGCUAGAGCCGCACUUUUGACGCCCAGAGAAACUGUAGUACGUACGUUCUUAAUGUAUUUCAUAUUUGAUAUUUCACCAGUGAUAUCGCGGACGUGUUUAUUGACGCGGUGGUUUCCCGUUCUCAAGAAGUGAACCGGCGGCAAGUGACGGAAAAAUGGCUGAGUUGUGAGCUGAGCUGUUGUACAUCAUCAUGUUUACAGCUCCUCACAGGACUCGUUACUGGACAAAACGUCACUACAAGUUGGCUUAACCUGUGAACUCGCCAUGAGCGUCACAACACCUUACUUUAAAAAAAAAAAAAAAAAUUAUAAAUAACCACGCACUUUAAAUUGGGUAUGCUGUUCAGUCACUGGUAUUUUCUUGCUUUCCACCACUGUCUGUGCCUGAUGUUCCUGGGAUAGGCUCCGGUUCACCGCGACCCUCCUCAUGAUAAGUCAGUGCUUAUUGAAACUGGAUGGAUGGGUCGUUUCGUAGCGGCAUAGGUUUAUUAAACGGGAGUUACAGUGUUUACCCACAGUGGGGUAUUCUUAAAGCUUGUCUGCAAAAUGUCCACUAAUGCAGAAGGGGGACAAUCGGAAUCAUCCCGGGUGCUCUUCCUUAGCACCAGUGGCGGACCACUGCGCUUCUUCUUGCGUCCAGGUCCGGUGAAAUCGCAGCUCCAUCCGAUUAUCACGGCAGGUGGAGGGGUGAUGUGCAGAACGCAGGAGCCGGCGGCCAUCCUCUUGGCAGACCCUGAAGACCUGGACAAAAUCCCCACCACGGCCGUGCACUUUUAUGUCUCCACACAGUAUGUGAGGGACUGUGUGGAGAAGCAGGAGCAGCUGGACAUAGAGGACUACAGGUUUAGUGUGGACCAAGUGCAGCAGGAGAAGAGCAAGAGGGAAGGGGGCGUACGUAUGGGGUACACAUCAGAGGACGAUGCUGCUAUCGUAUCGUUCGUCGAGGGCCGUGCAAAUGAAGUGCGGGGGAACCGCGUGUGGCAGGAGAUGGAGCGUCAGGGUGUCACGGCUCACAGCUGGCAGUCCAUGAAGGACCGAUAUCGCAAGCAUCUUGCACAGCAGCUGGAGGACAGCAGGUGGACGGAAGAGCUCGUUGUGAGGAGACAUUCUCGGAAAGCAGGAUCUGUGCGGUCUUCCCCCACGAGAGACCCCACUCAUCCCUCACCUGAAAAGGUGUGUCCUGAGCUUAUACCCAAAAAGAACAAUUCGGAAGCACCCGAAGAACCCCACUCGCCACCUCCGUGUGAAGGGUCUUGCUUCAAACCUGAGUCUGAAAGUACCCCAUAUCGAUGUGCAACGGCUAAAAGGCAUCCUCACUCUUCACCAGAAAGGGCUGCUCCACAGUCUGCGAGUGCGAAGAAGCACAGAGGAAACCCUCAAGAGGAGGGAUCUGCUAGGAAAUCCCCCCGCGUCACUUUGGCUGAAGAGAACGGCGCCAAAGAGCCUGAUGGAUCCCCAGGGAGCAAAAGGUCUCUGUUAGUUGUACAGGAGGAUGACGUGAAAGUUUUGAGAACUUCUUCCACAAGGAAGAACCUGGGCAUUCUGGAGGCAGCUAUAAUGGAAUUUGAGGAGUCAGAUCAGGAGACAUCGGACAACGGUGAAAGCACUGAGGUCCAGCCUGAAAUACGACCAGCAAGCCCUGGAGCCCAGUGUAGCUCUGCUGUCAAAAACAUAGACCGAGCACAGAAGAACGGCAUCGCUUCAGCAUCCAGCUCUGACAUGUGCCCGUUUGAAAGAGAAUCUGAGGAGGACGAGUUGAAUGGCAGCGUCCCUUUUUCUCGGGACCAACUGGAAGAGGCCAAACAGGACUUGCGCAAUUUGAUGAAUGAGUCAAAACAGGACCUGGUCACCGUUACGAAGGCCCUCCUGAAAAACAGCGGUGACAUGCAUUCUUCCUUGCAGUACCUGCUUGCAUGUGAGGGUACGGGUAGCUGCAGGCCUUUUUGGAAUCGUCGUGAUGAUGAGCUCCUUCUUUCAACCGACCCUUUAAAACACAAACUCCAUGAAAAAUAUGGGAAUGAGGCAGUGGAAAAGAGGAUGUCUUUCUUUGAGACUGAAUGAAACACGAUCGUGAUGACUUACGGGAUUGCUCGGCAGAACAGCUGUUAGUGUCUGUUAACCCCCUACGUGCCAAGCUCUAGGGCAAGACGCUGCAGGGAGCGUAUAUGUGCCCUUUCCGUUUGUGUUUUCUUACCAGUUGAACUUUCGGUUGAAAGAAAUUUUCACGUAAUACUCAGUUCCCUGUCUUUUGUGAGUUCUUAAUUGUAGCUUUGUAUUAUUUUGUAUACUCUUGAGACAGGGAAGAAAU
Scleropages formosus (Asian bonytongue) is the source of this 2523-nucleotide messenger RNA. It is a transcript of the gene terf2ip, whose product is annotated as telomeric repeat binding factor 2, interacting protein. Lineage: Eukaryota; Metazoa; Chordata; Actinopteri; Osteoglossiformes; Osteoglossidae. The transcript has 4 exons. Gene Ontology annotation, molecular function: telomeric repeat DNA binding. Gene Ontology annotation, cellular component: shelterin complex. Bases 762 to 2276 code for a protein of 504 amino acids. Gene Ontology annotation, biological process: telomere maintenance via telomere lengthening; protection from non-homologous end joining at telomere. The record is from RefSeq and is a predicted model, not a curated record.